Panonychus citri (citrus red mite) is the source of this 908-nucleotide messenger RNA. It is a transcript of the gene mRpL18, whose product is annotated as 39S ribosomal protein L18, mitochondrial-like. The record is from RefSeq and is a predicted model, not a curated record. Gene Ontology annotation, cellular component: ribosome. The transcript has 4 exons. The coding region runs from base 110 to 673 and encodes 187 amino acids. NCBI's taxonomy places the organism in Eukaryota, Metazoa, Arthropoda, Arachnida, Trombidiformes, Tetranychidae. Gene Ontology annotation, molecular function: structural constituent of ribosome. Gene Ontology annotation, biological process: translation.
UUUCCACUUUCUUUGUAAACAUUAUCAUGUUGCUUUUUUUGUGUCUGAUUUAAUUUCUUGUUAAUUGUUUAGGUGUUUAAUUGUUAUCGGUGGAUUAAUUUCUGGUAAAAUGUCAAUUUUAAUCAAUGUCCAACGACGUGUGUUCUCUGGUUACAUCAGUAAACGAGUAACUCGAGUUGAAUCUGAUGUUGAAUUGACUCAAGAAGAUGUCGCCGCAAAUGCUUCUGGUCCUAAUGAUUAUCCUCCAUCACAAUUAGAGAAUAGAAAUCCUCGUAAUUUAGAACAAUUAAGCUUCGAAGUUAAACCUCUUGGAUGGGAAUUGGAUAGAGCACGACGAACAUUUUGGAAUAAGGUUAUUUUGGAAAAAUUCAAAAGUCGUCUCGAAGCUAAAGUUGUCCAUCAUUCUGGUCGUGUAAUUGUGUCAGCAUCAACCAUUGAAGAUAAAUUUGCUUCUCAACUUAAAAACUUAACAGGUAUCGAAGCAGCAGAAAACUUGGGCCAAGUUUUGGCACGAAGAUGCUUAGAGAACGGUAUUUUAUAUGCUCUAAAUGGUAUAACAAUUGAAGAGAUGAAAUCACGAAAGACCGCAGCAUUUAUCGAGGGAAUUACGAAAUCAGGCUUAUGCCUAAAAGAACCACUAUUUAUAUGGCCAAGAAGGAGACGAGAUCUUUAAAUUGUAUUGUAUCACAAAUAAUGGCCAUUGAUUGAUAAUAUUCUUACCACAAUUAAAUCAAUUAGAAAUCAAGUGUAAUCAUCGAGCCGAUGUAAAUGUUAAUGCGAUUUUCUGGACAAGUUGAAAACCAAAGAAAAAGUUAUUUAGAAUUAUCAAUAAGUUAUAUUCUGAAUUUUGCUGUUUCGAAAGUAAAUAAGCUCAUGUAGCCGGAAUUCAAUCUCUUUUCUUCUCGAAA